AUGACUUCCUACCCUCCUGUUGCGCCUCAGAAUGGAGGAACAUUCACUUCCACGAUUCAUGGAUCUUCGUAUCCCUUUAUUCAAACAGCUAAACAUGCGGGUCGUCAUGUUCUGAUCACAGGCGGCGCUAGGGGUAUCGGAAUGAAUAUUGCCCUCUCUUUUGCUAAAGCAGGAGCCUCAGCCAUUGUCGUGGCAGACAUAUCUGAAUUUUCUGAGCAGCUUGUCAGUGAUAUCGCGACUGCCGCAAGAGAAAAGGGGCAUGGUGUCCCACGAACUAUGGUGAUUAGACUCGACGUCACGGAUGAAGACAGCGUGCGUAAAUGCGCCGAGACUAUCGAGAGGCAGUUCAAUGGCAAACUAGAUAUCCUCGUAAACAAUGCUGGUUUUAUGACUCCCGCUCUCCCCGUACCUGACUCUCACACUAGCUCCUGGUGGCGGACGAUGGAGGUAAAUUUGAAAGGAGUGUAUCUCAUGAGCAAGUACUUUGUUCCACUGCUCGUCUCUACUCCAGAUGGGUUAAAGACCAUGAUCAACAUCAACAGCGUCGCCGCUCACAACCUUAGGCCGAUGGCAUCCGCAUAUGGUACCUCGAAGCUAGCGGUACUGAAGCUGACUGAAUUCCUAAUGGUCGAGGCGGGGAAUAAAGGACUGCUGGCGUACUCCGUCCAUCCCGGCGCCGUUCUCACAGAGUUGGCCGAGAAGGGCAUGCCACCCGAGACCCUUUCGGGACUUAGCGAUAACGUCGAUCUACCUGGAGAUACCGUUACGUGGCUCUCGCAAGAGCAUCGCGAAUGGCUGGCUGGAAGGUACAUUAGCUCUACGUGGGAUAUGAGUGAGUUGCUCGAGCGGAAAGCCGAGAUAGUGGAAGGGGAUAAACUCAAGGUUAGAUUGGUAGUGUAG
Molecule: messenger RNA, 900 nt
Organism: Annulohypoxylon truncatum
Lineage: Eukaryota; Fungi; Ascomycota; Sordariomycetes; Xylariales; Hypoxylaceae
Product: oxidoreductase-like protein
Exons: 2
Coding region: 1-900 (299 amino acids)
Molecular function (GO): oxidoreductase activity, acting on the CH-OH group of donors, NAD or NADP as acceptor
Source: RefSeq, a predicted model, not a curated record